AUGCAAUUCGAGCCCGAGGAAAGCGGCGAAGAGCGCCGUCGACGGCAGAGGGACUAUCAUGCGUUUCUCGACGCUCAAGUCGAGGCUCGCAGUAGGAAGCCCGCUCCAGAGGAUGACCGGACAGACCCCGCAGGCAACCCCCGGCUCCCGGUCCUCCCGCUUUCGGCAAGGUUGAAGUACCAGCCUAGCCCCGGAUCCUAUGGCGCGGAUUCUUUCACAAACUUUGCACGGCCGAAUGGGAAGGGCCCGGCGGUGGGCGAUGGUAGCGGGUGCGGAGUGAGAGGGACGGAUCAUCGGGCGGAAAUCGCUAUCCGUGAGGAGCACGUCAACCGCAUAGAGCAAAGACUCGAGGAAGAGGUUCAGCGGAGACACCUCGUCGAGCGGAAUCUAGCAGCCCUUGGUCAGAAGCUGGAGAACUGGAUGUCGGACUCUACGGUCAGCUUGAAGUCGCUUGGCGCCAGGGACGAGGUCGUCACGAAGGUGCAAGAGAUGACCCAGCAGCAGGUCAAGGCUCUUGAGGAGGAGGCACGCACCAGAAUACAGGCCGAUGAGACGAGGUCUUCUCGGUUUCGCCAAGCGGUUGAACGUGUGUCUGGUGACGUGGAGAACCUUGCCCGUAAGCUAGAAGCUGAGGAUAACGGCACUCUUCAACGAGUAGCGAAGUUUGAGGCUGCGUUCAAGGGAGAAGCGAAGGGUGCGAGAGAAGCGACCAAGCAGCUGGUAGCCCAGGUCCAGGCGUUGGACGCAGACGUUGCUGGGUCGGAAAGGAAAAUGAGCUCGCUGUUGCAAUCGUUGCGGCAGAUCGAAAGCCGGCAACGCGAGCAACUUUCGGUCGCAGCAGAAGCAAGAAAAGCAACAGAUGGGACGGAGCAGUUGCGCGAGCAAGUCCGUACAUUGAGCGCAGCGGUGUCUGGGUCGGACAGUAAGAUGAACUCGCUCCUUCAGGCGCUUCAGGCGCUUGAAAAACGGCAGCAAGAUCAGCACUCUGUUGGGAACGCGAGAAAAGAGGAGAAGGUGUCGAAACAGCAAAUUCAGGAGUCGUUGAUGGCCGCUACGAGCGUCAAGCUAGAUCUUUUGAGGUCGUCUCUCGCUGAUGAGCUGUCCGGUAUGAUGGGAGACAUCGCAAAGCGAGCUGUGGAAAGCACCAACGUGCCACAGCUGAUGGCAGCCCUACGAGGUCGAGUGGAGCAUACAGAGGAGCGACUGAACAACAUGGCAGACAAAAGUUUCAGGGCCAUGGAAGAUGAGCUUUCCGGUGUACGCACUGAGGUGACACGGCUAGAGGGUCGAAUCGAUACCGGCCCAAUCGCCGCUGGGCUGAAGGUCUUAUCUGUCAGCACAAAGGAAGCGCAAGCUGCAACCCAGAGUCAACUGACGGAGCUCCAGGAUGCUCUAUCGGCUGAGAUAACCGCCAGAAGGCGAAACGCCGUUCGACUAGCCGAGGCCCAGGCGGCAACGAAGGAGGGAGGGCGGGAGAGCGCAGUUCAGGCAGCGUCAGGACUGCGUGCACGAUGUCUAGAGCUCGAGGAGCUGGUCGCCCGCUUGACACGAGAUAUCAAGACCGCGCAGGAAGAUAUCUCAUCGCAGACGCAGACCCAGCUCGCUGCAUCCCAAGAGCACAACUCCCGUGCUGUUGGGAAGCUCGAAGAGAGCUUGGCAGGGAUAAGGAUGCAAAUGGCCCAACAGGUCUCUGAUGGAGAUCGGAACAUCGCUAGAGUGACCGCAAGAGUGGACGAGCUCGAAGGGGUUAUCACCACAAACAAAGACCUGUUGCGAGAGGCGGAAGAGAGAGCUCGAAACGGUCUUGCGGCAAUGGAGGCAAAGCGUCAGGAGCAAGCCAAGCAGUUCGCCGACAAGAUAGCCGGCGUCGAGUCGGAGGAGAUGGCACGGAUACAGGCGAUAGAGCUAGCCAUGGCAGAACAAGGGAACACCCUCAAGGAAGCCUUCGAGACCGGCCACCGCACGAACAAAAGGCGUUCCGACGAGAUCUACGCGGAGGUGAAGCGUUUGGAGGGCAGCUUGAGGACGGCGCUGGCGGAUGCUCAGGAGGAUGAGUCGGAGAGGGUUAAUUCUCUACUCCACCAAGCCCAAGAGCAGAUACUUCGAGAGAAAAUAACUGCCGAGGAGACCGCUCGUAUUGACGGAGUGCAGGACCUACACCGAGACUUAUCUAGGGCAACAGAAGCUUCGUACUCGCGCACGCGGCUGUGGGCAGAAGACCAGCUGCGAAAAGAACGCGCGGCAAUGGAAGAGUCCUUGGAGCGCACUCAAGCGCAGAGCGGGAUGAUCCGCACCCUACUCGACGAAGCUGUGAAGGCCGUGUCGAAGGAGCUGGAUAUCUUGAGGGCGGAAUCUCGCGAUAGGAACCUGGCGCUUGAGGAGGUGCUUGACGAGCGAGCGUCGGGGCUGGAGGAAAGGAUCACCGAGAUCGACAACGGAUCGGCGAAAAAACGGCGAGUGAACGAGCUGACCAGAGAAACUGGGGCGCGGAUCGGUGAGGUCGAGCGGCGGGUCCGCCAGGCCGAGAAAGAACUCAAGGAAGAGCUAGAAGUCAAGCUAGCGGUUUCGUCGAUGGUGUGUUCAGUUGCGGACAAGGCAUCAACGCAAAGGCUAGAGCAGAGCUCUUUGGAAGUAGUGCGACUGGAGGAGGUGCGCAAGGCUGGUGCAAUGGAAAACGAGGCGAGCCUGAAGGCGGAGCUGGCGAAGACAAACGCCGUUGUUGCAAGCUUGAAGGCCGACAUAGGUGUUGCCAGGGCAUGGCAGACGGGCGUGGACAACCUCGAAGUGAAACUGAUGGCGCGCAUUGAAGAACUUCGAGCCAUGGCCGAGGCGGCAGAGUCAGCCGCAGCAAUUGCGAAGGCCGAUGCCUCUGCCGCGCUCGAAGCCGAAGCUAAGCACACCUCCGAGGAUACCAGCAGCAGCGUUACUAGGAAUGAUCUUGAAGUAAAAACUCUCCGUGGCACGGAACCACUAGACGUCGAAGGGGCAGCGAAGGCUCAAGGGCAGCUGGGCAAGAAAGGGUUGACGAAGAAGGCAAUGGACUUCGCCGCCAUGAACGACGAGCUCGAGGCCGACGAGAAGAGCUCCACCCAAUCCUCUUCAUCCAGUAGACCAGAUGAAUCCGAUGCGAAAGAGGAUGACGACAAUACCAACCGCAACGAUGACGCAUCAAACUUAAAUCCCCGGGUAAGCGACAUUGAGAAGGAGCUGGUCCAGCUGAAGCAGCGGUUGGAAGAAGGAAUUGCGGAGAUGGAUGCCCUCAGGCAAGAGAUUCUCGGCGCGGGGUCAGCAGUCAGAACUCCCGUUGACCCUGAAAGAGGAACGAGCGCUUCUCCCCAGCCCAGCUCACAAAGGGACGCUAGUUCAUCCCAAGAGGGCACCAAUGGUGAUCGCCAAGACGCGGUGGGUGAACGCCGUCGAUCGCGCAGAGUCGCUGAUCAAGACCAGGAAGGGGUCAAAAGAGCGGGCGAUGAAGUACAGCAACCAAGGCGUCGAGAUAGCAGGGCGCGCUCUGCGACAGAGGUGACAGAUGGGAACGACGCGCCGACCUCCUCGGGCUCGGACGUUGACAGUAGAAGUAGACAAGGAGCAGAAAACCCAGAUGAGGAAAGACAGGUCAGCAGCAAAGAACCUUCGUCGCCGGGAGCAGCACACAUCCGCAACAGGGUACCUUCCUCGCAGACAUCGCGUGCGAGCUAUACCCCCCCCUUGUCGCCAACAUCGGCCGCCAGCUACACACCACCGAUUUCACCAAAAUCGGAUGGCUCAGGCACUACAGGGCGGAGGACGGACGCAUCAAGGAGCCAAAGCGAACGUCAAACCGAGGCUAGUGGGUCGGAAAAUGAGGCCAGUGGUAGCGACAGGGGAAGCCAAAGUGAUAGUGAAAGCGAAGGAGGUCGUUCCCGUCAGAGCUCUGCGGACCAAGGAGAUCAGGCUUCGAGGCGAGAAGAAGAGGGUUCUGCAGGCCAGGAGUCUGACGAGGCUAGAGACAGGGGCGUCGACGGCUCAUCCUCGAGGGGCUCUGAAACAGCGUCCAACGCCUCGGAAGAGGAUGGUAGCAGCGGGGUGGACGACGAUGGCCGCGGCUCCGAGCGAGGCACGGAGGAUGCCCGAAGUCGAGGCAGCGGAGGGGGUAGCGACGAGGAAGCCGCGUCUGAGAGCGGUUCGGUGUCGGGGUCCGACCGUUCGGGCGAAACACGGGAUCGUAGCGCGAGUGACGACGGUACAGGGUCAGCGUCUGGCAAGGAUAGUGGUCAAGGUUCCCAGGACGGCCGAGAUUUAUCGCCAGCGAGAUCGUCCGGAGGAACAUCAGAAGCAUCCGAUGAAGACACCGAAGGCAGUUCCACCCCGAGAAGAUCAGAGAGGAGUAAUAGCAGUGGGACCGUAGGCGAAGGGGAGGACGACGAGCGUUCGGAAUCGUCGAGAUCGAAGGCUGGCAAGACAAGAUCGCGAAGUCGGAGUUCAAGCAGCGACUAG
Messenger RNA from Ectocarpus siliculosus, 4476 nucleotides. The record is from the annotation of a GenBank genome assembly. Lineage: Eukaryota; Phaeophyceae; Ectocarpales; Ectocarpaceae.